Aspergillus brunneoviolaceus CBS 621.78 is the source of this 708-nucleotide messenger RNA. RefSeq names its product glutathione S-transferase family protein. The annotation marks the transcript as partial. The record is from RefSeq and is a predicted model, not a curated record. Lineage: Eukaryota; Fungi; Ascomycota; Eurotiomycetes; Eurotiales; Aspergillaceae. The transcript has 3 exons.
CAACCACUCACUGUCUGGCUGAGUUCCGCUGGGCGCAACCCAUGGAAGGUGGUUCUCAUCCUCGAGGAGCUUGGAGUCUCCUAUAAGACCGAAAGUUUCAAGUUCGACUAUGUCAAGGACAAGCCUUACAUUGACAUCUGCCCGAACGGGCGGGUCCCCGCCAUUGUCGACCCGAACACCAACCUGACCCUGUGGGAGUCCGGGGCAAUCAUUCAAUACCUGGAGGAGACUUAUGAUACGGAGAAAGAACUAAUCUACGAGUCACUCAACGAGCGCCAUCUGCUGAACCAGUAUCUGCACUUCCAGCUGAGUGGUCAAGGGCCUUACUACGGCCAGUCAGGGUGGUUCAACGUCCUCCACCCCGAAAGAUUACCCUCCGUCAUUGAGCGCUACAACGGACAGGUCCGCCGCGUGCUGAGCGUGCUGGAAACCUUCCUGGGAGGAGAGAAGACCUGGUUGGUCAGGGAUAAGUGUACUUUUGCCGAUCUUUCUUUCAUGCCGUGGAACACAAGACUAGACUUUGUGCUCAUGUCCAAGCCCGGGGAGGACCCCCUGGCUCCCCAUCCCAACGUGCAGGCGUGGCCCAAGCGGAUGGUGGAGCGUCCGGCUUGGAAGCGAGCGAUGGCGGUCCGGGAUCUGCUGAUGAACGACCAGGGGCUGAUGCCCAAUGGAGUGCCUAAGGGGAUCAGCAACAUCAAAGAGUAUGAG